Messenger RNA from Didymodactylos carnosus, 1314 nucleotides. NCBI's taxonomy places the organism in Eukaryota, Metazoa, Rotifera, Eurotatoria, Philodinida, Philodinidae. The record is from the annotation of a GenBank genome assembly.
AUGAAUACCGCUACGACCGCCUCAACCGCAACGCUCUCAGCUCAACCCACAUCACUGAGUAGCUUCACGACCGGUUCAACCGCCACUGUGUCACUUCAGCACUCAUCAAUGUCCACUUCCAUAACGGGCUCAACAGCCACAAUGUCAUCUCAACCAACAUCAAUGAACAGUUCUGUGACGGCUUCAUCAGCAACAAUCUCAGCUCAAUCCACAUCAGUGACCAUUUCUGUGACCGGUCCAACCGUCACAGCAUCACCGCAGCAUACAUCAAUCAGUAGUACAACGAUCGGUUCAACAGGAACAAUGUCACCACAAACAACAUCUAUGAGCAGUUCUAUUACCGGUUCAAGUACAACAAUGUCGCCGCAACAAACAUCGGCCGGCAGUUCGAUGAUGGCUUCAACAGCAACAAUGUCACUUCAGCCAACAUCAAUGGGCAGUUCAAUGAUCAGUUCUACCGAGACAAUGUCAUCACAAUCAGCAUCAAUCAGCAGUUCAAUUAUGCCUUUACCAGCAACAAUGCCGCCACAACAAACAUCAACGAGCAGUUCAAUAAUGGCUUCCACACCAACAACGUCACCGCAACAAACAUCGAUGAGCACUUCUAUGUCGGGUUCCACCACCACAAUGUCACUUCAACCAACAGCAGUCAGCAGCUCUAUGACUGUAUCCACAACAACAAUGUCACCGCAACAAACAUCGGUGAGCAGUUCAGUGAUAAGUUCUGCCGGCACAAUGUCAACUCAACCAACAUCCAUGAGCACUUCAGCAAUGGGAUCCACAGCAAUAAUGUCGCCUCCACCAACAACAGUGAGUAGUUCAAUGACCGGUUCAACAGGGUCAAUGCCAUCACAGGCAACAUCCGUGACCAGUCCUAACACAGCUUCCACAGCAGCACCGUCGCUUCAACGAACAUCAAUGAGUAGCUCAAUGACGGCACCAACAAUAACAAUGUCACUCCAGUCCACAACAACGAGCAGUUCUGCAACCGGUUCGGCGCCAACAGUAUCUGCUCAACAAACAUCAACGCCACAAACUUCAGUAAGCAGCUUAAUAACACCGUCAUCAGCAGCAAUGUCAUGGGUACUAAAUUCAGUGAGCAGUUCAGGAAUGCCUUCGUCAGCCACAAUGUCAUCGGUACAAAGUUCCAUGACGAACACAGGAAAUCCGUCAGCAAUCACAAUGUCACCGCCACAAACUUCAGCGACUAGUUCAAUAAUGCCCGCUUCAUCUACAAUAUCAUCGCAGCAAACUACCGUGACAGGCUCAGUAAUACCGUCAACGACCACUAUGUCACUCCCACAAACCUCAUGA